AAACGGCGCGGUCACACCGGCUAACUCGCACCAUAUGCAUGCAGCACAUUCAUCAGAAAAGUUGACAGUCCUGCAAACUCGCUACUCGAGGGUUAUCAAUUGUAAAUCAGAUUUUUAAGUUACUGUCUGUUUACCAACACUCUUUAGCAAGAUGCCGCCGAAGAAGAAGAAGCAGCAACAUAAUGGAUUUUCAUUGUUCAUGCUAGAAAAACAGGAAGAAAUGCGUCUGAAAGGACGCAAAGUCUCAAUGCAGGACAUGGUCCCGAUUGCGCAUCCAGAGUGGAAAAGCUUACCUGCUGAAGUCCAGAAAGGGUAUACAGCUAGAGCAAAAGAGAAGAAAUUUGGCCAAGGAACCUCAGGUUAUGAAGGGAAGUUAGAUUGUACAGGACAGCUCGUUACAAAUCGUUUUUCAGUGGUUGAAUACUUGGAGAAGAGAAGACGAACAGAGUCUGCUGCCCUCAAAGAUUCCUGGUCUACGGGUCAAGACAUCACCCAUCAUAGAUUCUACAUGAUAGCCGUCAAGACGUUAUGUCAGCUUCCUGAUGACACGUACCUACCAUGUGAGUUAGCUUGUGUGGAGUACACCAUGAGUGCAGGUAUCACCAAACGGUUCCACUGCUUCCCGGCUCCAGGCAAGCUGCCCCUAGGAUGUAGAUACUUGUGUAAAAGGCAAGGUGAAGAUGUGCACAAGAUACCUGCAGAAUGGUUUGAUCAGUACAAUCAUAACUAUAAAGAGAUCUGGACUGACCUGAUCGCGUUCAUAAACCCUCAGAGACAGCACGUCAUGCCAGCAUUAUUCUGUGAGCUGCGAUGCAGGGAGGAGGUUGAAUACACCCUGGAGUGGCUGGCCAGGAAUGCCGGUAUGUCACACAGCCUGAGGAAGGUGUAUGAGACAGAGCUCUUGAUCCUGGAACUCUUCAGGAAUGCAGGAGAGAUUGUUCCGUCUAGGGGCCAGGUCUCAUCUCUACUGGCUUCAUCUGCUUGGGAUUACAUCUGGGAUACAAGGUGUGCAUAUCAUGAAGAAACUGAAGUAACUCUUGAAAACUGUGCCUUAGGGACUUGCAAUAAAUACUGCUACUGCCUGAGUGAUGCCGUCUGCGCACGGUACAACGUAGAGCUGACACCCAACCAUAUACCUGAAGCAGAGACUCCCGACGCAAUCGUCUAUCCCGCCCAGCAGAGAGAGAUCAGACCACAGGGUCAACGUACACCACCUAGGGGUAACUCCAGGGGGCAGAGCUAUACACCACCCAGGAUGAAAGAUAAUGAUGAGGAUGAGAGACGAGAUGUCAACACUGCUAGAGAGGCUCAGCGUUAUGGCGUCAUAUGAAGACAAACCGUUGCGUCAGCCAUCAACUAUAGGUAUAGCUCACGUAGUGUCACAACCCAAGCCUAACAUUCCUGAGCCUAUGAAUAACGAUGACAUGGAAGGUGCUGCAGGUAAG
This is a messenger RNA of Strongylocentrotus purpuratus (purple sea urchin), 1445 nucleotides long. RefSeq names its product protein maelstrom homolog. The record is from RefSeq and is a predicted model, not a curated record. The coding region runs from base 152 to 1330 and encodes 392 amino acids. Gene Ontology annotation, molecular function: sequence-specific DNA binding. NCBI's taxonomy places the organism in Eukaryota, Metazoa, Echinodermata, Echinoidea, Camarodonta, Strongylocentrotidae. Gene Ontology annotation, biological process: spermatogenesis; piRNA processing; male meiotic nuclear division. The transcript has 11 exons. Gene Ontology annotation, cellular component: nucleus; P granule.